AUGGCCGGGACAGUUACUGUGUUGAAGACCUCUCCUGUUCGAGUUGGGGAUCAGGUCGAUGAGUCUACAGUGUACUUUCAUUGUCUUUUCUGGACAUUUCCACCCUGCAUCAAGGCCUUCCGGCAUUGCAAGCCACUUGUGAGUAUUGACGGUACCCACUUGUGUGGCAAGUACGGAGGCACGUUACUGUUGGCAAUUGCGCAGGAUGGAAACUCGAACAUCCUCCCGAUAGCCUUCGCCCUAGUGCAGGGAGAAAAUGCGGAGUCAUGGCAUAAUGGCAUCAAGGCUGCACUUGAGAAUCCCGAGAAUGGUUGGCUGCCUCCACGUGCUUUUCGAGUGUACUGUAUCCGUCAUGUCGCAGCGAAUUUUAGCCUUAGCUUCAAAGGUAAAGAUGCAAGGAAGAUGCUGGUGAAUGCGGCCUAUGUAAAAACUGAAGCAGAGUUCUAUUAUUGGUUUGACAUCAUGCGGACUGAGAAUCCGGCUAUGUGUGACUGGGCCAACUGGAUGGAGUAUGAGAAGUGGACCCAACACGAGGAUAGCGGUAGACGGUUCGGCCACAUGACAACCAACAUUAGUGAAUGCGUGAAUUCCGUGUUAAAGGGAACUCGGAACCUCCCGGUCACUUCAUUGGUUAAGUCUACUUAUGAGAGGCUUGUCGAGCUAUUCGUGCUCUGCGGACAAACAGCAGAGGCGCAAGUUGGAUCUGGCCAUGAAUUUUGUCAGGCGUUGGUGAAGGCUAUUGAUCGGAACAUGAGAGACUCAAGGUGCUUCACCGUCACGUUAUUCGAUAGGCACCAGUCGGAAUACACGGUGGCUGAGACGACACCGACUGGAAACUUCUCGCUAGGUUCCUAUCGAGUUUCCCUUAAGGAUCACACAUGCGAUUGUGGCCACUUUCAGGCGCUCCAUUAUCCAUGUUGUCACGCCAUUGCAUGUUGCGCCCACUCGCGCCUGAAUUGGGCGUCAUAUGUCCACGAGGUGUAUCGUAUGACUGAGGUGUUCAACGUAUAUAAGCACGGGUUUGUUCCGCCUAUCCCAGAAGGUCUAUGGCCCCCAUAUGCUGGACCAACUGUCAUACCUGAUCCUAACAUGAGGUGUGCAAGGGAAGGUCGUCCGAAGGCAACCAGGAUCCGCAGUAGCAUGGAUCAGUCUGUUGAGAACCAGCCGAAGCGUUGUGGCCUCUGCCAUCAGCUUGGGCAUACACUGAGGAACUGUGACCGGUGA
Messenger RNA from Arachis ipaensis, 1224 nucleotides. RefSeq lists its product as uncharacterized. Gene Ontology annotation, molecular function: zinc ion binding. Lineage: Eukaryota; Viridiplantae; Streptophyta; Magnoliopsida; Fabales; Fabaceae. The record is from RefSeq and is a predicted model, not a curated record.